AGAUGGGUUCAGAUGUACGUGACCUGAACUCCCUUCUUCCUCCAGUACCAGCGGGGCCUAGUCCAAACUGUCCGGCUUUACCCGUCAGUACAGCCCCUCAGUGGGCUCCCGUGCUGGACUUCCACACCGCCGCCUCCCCUUACUCCUCUCUGGGAACCCCUCACACUUCCCUUGGGCCGCACUCCUUCAUCAAGCAGGAGCCCACCUGGGGUAGCACAGGUGACCCCCACCACCUCGACUCCGAUCCUCAUUGUGGCCUCAGCGCUUUCACCGUACACUUUUCCGGCCAGUUCACCGGCACGGGGGCUUGUCGGUAUGGGGCUGCGUUCGGGGCACCCCCUUCUGCGCCGCCGCCGUCCAGCCAGCCACCUUCUGUUGGGGCCCCGCAUCACCACCAGACUCCCAGCAGGAUGUUCAGUAACCCGUCGUACUUGACCAACUGCAUGGACACGCAACCUACAGUCCGCAAUCAGACAGGUUACAGUACAGUUGCGUUCGAUGGAGCCAGUAAUUACGGUCACACUCCAAGUCAUCACAGCUCGCAGUUCCCCAACCACCCCUUCAAACACGAAGACACUUUAAGUCAUCAGAACACCAUCGCAGAGCAGCAGUAUUCCAUGCCCCCUUCGAUGUAUGGAUGCCACACGCCUUCAGACAGCUGUACAGGAAGCCAGGCUCUUCUUCUGCGGAAUCCUUACAACAGUGGUGAAAAUUUAUAUCAAAUGACCUCUGAGUUGGAGUGUGUGGCUUGGAACCCUGUCAAUACACUGGUGUCCACCAUGAAGAGCCAUACAGGAGGCUAUGACAGUGAACCCACCACGCCCAUGGUGUACAGCUGCAGCACGCAGUACCGCAUACACACACACGGCGUCUUCAGGGGAAUACAGGAUGUAAGACGCGUGCCCAGCAUCGCUCCAGCCAUAGUUCGAUCAGAGAGCAGCGAGAAGCGUCCAUUCAUGUGCCCCCAUCCAGGAUGCAACAAGCGCUACUUCAAGCUGUCUCAGUUGCAGCUGCACGGCCGUAAACACUCAGGUGAGAAAACCCACCACUGUGAGGUCGCAGACUGCGGUCUGAGCUUCUCUCGCUCUGACCAACUCAAACGACACCAGAGGAGACACACAGGUGUUAAACCCUUCCAAUGUGAGACGUGUCAGAGAAAGUUCUCUCGGUCUGACCACCUUAAGACGCACAACCGGACUCAUACAGGUAAAACAAGCGAGAAGCCCUUUCACUGUCGCUGGCCAAAUUGUCAGAAGAAGUUUGCCCGCAGUGAUGAGUUGGUGCGACACCACAACAUGCACCAGAGGAACCUCACCAAGCUCCAACUGGCAGUCUGAGUCGGUGUUCAGUCACUUUAUUUAUUCGGUAAUCAAGUAGUCAUUGUUCACUAUCACACAUAGAGUCGACCUACAGUUGCAUGUACUGCACUUAUUGCCGGUUUAUUCUAAUCACAGUACCAUGGACGCUCAUGAAUAUUCAUAUUAUUCUCUUCAGUCCAGUUGAAACAUGUCUCAACCGACGCUAUUCUAAAAAACAAAAUGACACAAAAUUUACUUUGUCACCUAUAACACAAAGCUAAUAAACAUAAAGCUGAUGUUUUCUUCACACUGGAUUAAUUUUAGCAUCUUUAAUGCACAAAAUGUAUCAAUUUAAUUUGACUGCCUUGGCCUCUUGUGCAAAAAAAACGUAGAAGUUUGGGUUUAUAAAAACGUCUUUGGUAUCAAAUGAGCUAAAGUUGCUGUCUGUCAUGGUUAGGGACUGAAAUGGGGAUGUUACUAUAUCCCGCCAUGGGUUAAAUUUAAACUGACAUGUUGAUACUAAUGCAUUAGUGGAGAGUUGCAUCAUCACUUUUUUUUUGCCUCUUGUGCUAAAUUUAACACUAAAAAAAACAGGAAAAAUGGGAGAAAUAGAGCAGUAACACAAUAGCACAGUAGCACAAUACAAGAAAACAAACUGGCAUGUUGCUGCUAAUGCAUUAGUGGAGAGUUGCAUCAUCACUUUUUUUGCCUCUUUUAAAUGAAAUUUAACACUAAAAAAACAGGGAAAAUGGGAGAAAUAGAGCAGUAAGGCACCAUAUAAGAAAACAAACUGACAUGUAGAUACUAAUGCAUUAGUGGAGAGUUGCAUCAUCACUUUUUUUGCCUCUUGUGCUAAAUUUAACACGAAAAAAACAGGAAAAAUGGGAGAAAUAGAGCAGUAAGGCACAAUAUAAGAAAACAAACUGACAUGUUGCUAUUAAUGCAUUAGUGGAGAGUUGCAUCAUCACUUUUUUUUGCCUCUUUUUUUGCAAAAAAACGUCAUCUUUUUUUUUUGUUGUUGGCGAUGCUGAUGAUAGAAGGAGCAUUAGUUACUCUGUGAAAACAAAGUCAUGGUAGAGCAAUUUAUAGACAAAAUAGGUGAAUCCCAAUUAGUCUCACAUAAGGAUUGUGGAUAAUUGGAAAAAAAACAUCAGUGUUGUAAAAAAAUGUCAGUGGUCACGUCAAUAAUUAGAAAAUAAACAUAAACCUAAAAUUUCCAUAUCACAAGUCAAGUAUUUUGAUGUGUUGUCUUUUUGGCACGGAGCAAAAUAUUUUGUUGUGUGUCAGUUUUGUGAUGUAAGCAGUAGUUAUUAGUUAUUCGACACUCUUUGAGUAGCAGUACAUUGUCUGUUUUGUGGACGUGAUGUAAAUAUGAAUGGAUAUUGACUGUGUUUUUACACACACACUGCAUGUUCUCAACUACUGUAUGUCUGGCGGGUCACACUGGCUCUGUGACCAGGACUUGGUCAAGAUGUAAAUAAUGUGCUUUGCCAUGGGAACGGGGCUCUUUCCAUGGGGAAUACUUUGGACUUAACUGUGAUAUUUUUGGCUAUUUUUGAAUGGAUCCUGGAGCCACUUGUUUUUUUUUUUCUUUUUUGACAUGUAAUAACAAUUUAGCUGUAAAUAGUAAAUGCUAGUGAAACAUUGUUUUGUACUACAAAUGGAAUUACCUAAAUUCUUUCUGUGCAAAAUGUUUUUUUAUUUGUUUUCAUGAAGUACUCUCCGGGGUUCUUAUUAUUUAUUAUUCAGUAUGUUUUUAUACGUCAUAAUAAGCAGUUAAUAAAAUUCUGAUUAUGGUAUGUCAU
Molecule: messenger RNA, 3103 nt
Organism: Doryrhamphus excisus (bluestripe pipefish)
Lineage: Eukaryota; Metazoa; Chordata; Actinopteri; Syngnathiformes; Syngnathidae
Source: RefSeq, a predicted model, not a curated record